AUGUCUAAUCGUGUAGCAACGUCUACAAACCCAGCAGCAAUAGCAGCUGCUCAAGCAUCACACAGCAAUCCCAUAUUAUCGUCAAAACAAACACUUGCCAUGAAUCAUUCUCAUCACCACCCAAACGGGGUUGGGAAUGCAGGUGGACACAUUGCAUCACCACCUUCAAACCCAGUCAUCACAUCUAACAACAAUAACAACAAUUCGUUAUCGGCUGCAGCGGUUGCAGCUAGCAACAAUUCAAACUCAUCAGUUGUUGGUUUACACUACAAAAUUGGUAAAAAAAUCGGAGAAGGUUCAUUUGGUGUCAUAUUUGAAGGUACAAAUAUCAUAAAUGGUGUACCAGUAGCAAUCAAAUUCGAACCUAGAAAAACUGAAGCACCACAAUUACGAGAUGAAUAUAGAACUUAUAAACACUUGCAAGGCUGUCAAGGUAUACCAAAUGCAUAUUACUUUGGCCAGGAAGGAUUGCAUAAUAUUCUAGUUAUCGAUUUGUUGGGUCCUUCAUUGGAAGAUUUGUUUGAUUGGUGUGGUAGAAGAUUCUCAGUAAAGACAGUUGUACAAGUAGCUAUACAAAUGUUGAGUCUUGUUGAAGAAGUUCAUCGUCAUGAUUUAAUUUAUAGAGAUAUCAAACCAGAUAAUUUCCUUAUUGGACGUCAAGGAUUGCCCGAUGAAAACAAUGUUCAUUUAAUUGAUUUUGGUAUGGCAAAACAAUACCGUGAUCCAAGAACAAAACAACAUAUCCCAUAUAGAGAAAAAAAAUCUUUAAGUGGUACAGCACGUUACAUGUCUAUUAAUACUCAUUUAGGUAGAGAACAAUCAAGAAGAGAUGAUUUAGAAGCAUUGGGGCAUGUGUUUUUUUAUUUCUUAAGAGGACAAUUACCUUGGCAAGGUUUAAAAGCACCAACAAAUAAACAAAAGUAUGAAAAAAUUGGAGAUAAAAAGAGAACAACUCCGGCAGUGACACUUUGUGAUGGAUUACCAACCCAAUUUGCCGAGUAUUUGGAUUCUGUUAGAUCAUUACCAUUCGACGCUGAACCACCAUAUGAAGAGUAUAGAAUGUUAUUGGUUUCAAUAUUGGACGAUUUGGGACAAUCUUGCGACGGAGACUAUGACUGGAUGCAUUUGAAUGGUGGUAAAGGAUGGGACGCCCAGAUUAAUAAAAAGCCAAACCUACAUGGAUACGGACAUCCUAAUCCACCAAACGAACGUGAAAGAAGACAUCGUGAUCAAAGAAGAAGUAGACAACAGCAAUCACAACAGCAGCAACAACAACAACAGCAACAACAGCAACUCUCACAACAACAGCAACUCUCACAACAACAACUCUCACAACAGCAACAACUCUCACAACAGCAACAGUUCAAGCAUCAACAACAGCAACAGCAACAGCAACAACAGCAACAACAAUCGCAACUGAAACUGCAACAACAAUUAUCUGCUGCACAAUUGCACCAACAAAAAUUACAACAUUUAGUUAACAGGCCAUUACCACCAAUCAAACAAGAAUCUGGCGGCGGUGGUGGUGGUAUUGUUGGAGGAGAUGUCAAUAAUUUAGGUGUUGGCGGAAUGGGAGUUGGAGGAAUGGGAGUCGAUCCAAAUCCAGGUAACAAAUACGAAGGAUACAAUAUGAAUCAUUAUCAGCAACAGCAACAACAAAUGGAUGAAGAUACUGAGAAGCAUAAAGGAUUUUUUGCCAGAUUAUGUUGUCGUUAG
Messenger RNA from Lodderomyces oxycetoniae, 1716 nucleotides. It is a transcript of the gene YCK2, whose product is annotated as serine/threonine protein kinase. Gene Ontology annotation, molecular function: ATP binding; protein serine/threonine kinase activity. Gene Ontology annotation, biological process: endocytosis; signal transduction; peptidyl-serine phosphorylation. Lineage: Eukaryota; Fungi; Ascomycota; Pichiomycetes; Serinales; Debaryomycetaceae. The record is from RefSeq and is a predicted model, not a curated record. The coding region runs from base 1 to 1716 and encodes 571 amino acids. Gene Ontology annotation, cellular component: nucleus; cytoplasm. The transcript has a single exon.